AUGGGGGCUCCCUGCUGGCCCUCCCUGCGAAGCCAGGCGCCGCGUCCCCCCUCCCAGCGUGGCCUUAGUUUUUAUAAACCAUCCCGAGCUGGGGGCGAGCGAGGCCGCCCCGUCCAGCGCUCCGUCCCAGGCACCAGUCGCCCCGGCUACGGUGGCUUGGCGCGCCAUGAGCUGCUGGGGGCCUCCGCCGCCGCUGGGCCGAGGCGAGGAGGAGGGAGGCCAGGAAGAGGAGAAGCAACAGCAGCAGCAUCGGCGGCGCGCCCGCCUUCAGCGAGGCUCUUGGGCGCAGGCAGCAUGAGCCGCGCAGGCAGCGGCUGGGAGAUGGAGGCGCUGCGGGCAGACGCCGGCGGCGGCGGGAGCGGCGGGAGCAGCAGCGGCCGGGGCCAGUGCCGCAAUUUCCUAUCGCCGCCGGUCUUCGGAGCGGCGCCGCCGCCGUCGGGUCGAGCCGCGGGUCCCGCCGCCUCCUCGGGCUACCCCUACGAGCGCUCGGGCUCGUCGGCCGGGGCGCGCUCGUCGUCGUCGUCGUCCGAGGCGGCCGCUUCCAAGGACUGCUCCAGCGGUGGGCCCCCGACGGCUACGGCUACGGCUGCGGCUGCCGCGGCCGCCGCGCUCGGCUACCACCCGGGCUACCACCCCUUCGGCAACGGCUACUACAGCUGCCUGCAGCAGAACGCCGCGCUCAAAGCCUCCCCGCACGCCGCCUUCCCCGUGGAGAAGUACAUGGACGUGGCCGGCCUGGCCAGCACCAGCGUCCCGUCGGGCAGCGACGUCUCCUCGCGAGCCAAGGAGGUCUCUUUCUACCAGGGCUACGCCGCUGCCGCUGCCGCCGCCAGCCCUUACCAGCACGUGCCCGCCGGCUACCUGGACGUGGUCUCCACCUUCGGCUCGGCGGCGGGCGGCGAGCCCAGACACGAGACGUACAUCUCCAUGGAGGGCUACCAGUCGUGGACUUUGGCCAACGGGUGGAACGGCCAGGUGUACUGCGCCAAAGACCAGGCCCAGGGCUCCCACUUUUGGAAGUCCUCCUUCCCAGGUAUGGCACGGCCAGGUGGUGAUUGCAGCAGCAGCAGCAGGAGGAGGAGGAGGAGGAGGAGGAGGAGGAGAAGGUCAACCGGACAGGAAGCUGACAUCUGGGAGAAGUAGCUGCCCACCUAAAACCACAGGGAGGGGAGGGGAAGGAGGAGAGGAGGGGAAAGUUCCUCCAGCUGGUUAGCUACACGCUAGACCUACCAGGAGCCAGAGAACGGCCUGCUCUCUUUUGCAGCUCCCAGAGACCCUCAAGGAAGCCCCACAGAAAGCCGUGGAGCGGCUGCCUUAAGCGUCUGAGCUCUCCUUGUUCUCAUGUCUUUGCUCCUGGGCUGCAGGGGUCUCCGGCACGCCUAGCCUGUAAUCGCCUUGACUUUCCUACCCAGUAACUUAGUCUUAGGCUGUAGAGAGUUUUGUUGAACUCAGUGGGCAUUAUCUUCCCAGUAAGCCUGUUCGACGGUCGGGUUUUAUUUGUACACCCUUCCCAGGGUCCUCUGAAAUCUAUGGGACUUGAUCUGCAAUUCUCCUACCCACUUUCCAGGGAGAAUAGCAGACCCAUUGAGCUCAAUGCGAUUUACUUCUGGGUAGGAUUGUACUAUUAGUGCAUUCAUUGUCAUUAUGUAGACACUGUCCGUAGAAAAGCCACAGGGCAAUAUGUUGGGGUGAAAGCAUUUCCUUCCCCCAAACACCCCAGACCUAAAACCCCAAUCCAGGAAGGUCCCCUUGGCUUGCAUUGGUGUGUGUGUGUUGGGUGUGUGUUUUAACUUACAGAAAAAGCAUCGGAACGAGUUCCACUAAAAUACUCGCCAUUUAAUUCUGAGCAGACUGGGUGAGGAUCUCAGCCCUGCAACCUGAUCCGAAGCCUAUUUUCUCGGAAGUAAAGCCGCCCCUCACCCUUUACGUUACUCUCUCAGAAAGUCCCUCGCGGGCUUCUUGCAGCUUUCAGCUUUAAAAUAAAAUCAGAUCCGCUGGAAAGUAAUCGGAGGGACUGAAAGCCGGAGAGGAAAUGAGUUGAGGAUUUGAGGGAGGGCGGCGGGGGGGGGGGACUUCUGGCCUUAAUGAAGACGGGCCUCUCCGAGGCUGGCCGUGAUCGUUUUACUAUUGUUGGCUGCUGCAAACUUGCCCCAGAGCCCUCAACCCGCGGGGGGCGAGGAGUAUCCCGUGUCACCCAUCGCCAGCCACAUGCAAAGCAAGCAAGGAAGAUAUUUCGAAGUUGCAACUUAGGAACCUGUGUGCGCUUGCUUGCUUGUGAGCGCAAGUGUGCCUUUCCCUUUUGAACCAUAUACACUUGAGGAGUUAGAGUAAACCAAAUAAGAAAUCUUCACUGAAAUAGCUGCAAACCAGCUCUUGCGUUGCAUUGUCGAGUUGUCGGCCGUUAAGUUAAGGCAGAAGUAGUACUGUAAUGGUAAAGAAAUAAAUAAACUGGGUUGUUCUUUUAACUUGCCCCUUGGUCUCCUCUUUCCGUAGGGGACGUUGCACUAAACCAGCCGGAUAUGUGUGUCUACCGACGAGGGAGGAAGAAGCGCGUGCCUUACACGAAACUGCAGCUCAAGGAACUGGAGAGCGAGUACGCCGUGAACAAAUUCAUAAACAAGGACAAGAGGCGGAGGAUAUCCGCGGCCACCAACCUCUCCGAGAGACAAGUCACUAUUUGGUUUCAGAACCGCAGAGUCAAGGACAAGAAGAUAGUCUCCAAGCUGAAGGACAAUGUCUCCUGAUCCGGGCCCAAAUCGGCUAUCUCUAUCUAUAAAUAUAUAUAUCAAUAUAUAUUAAUUGCAAACCAUCCACUAUCGGCUCAAAAAGACUUUUGGAAAGACUUGAAAUAUAUUUAAUAUUUUCCCCCGGGGGGAGGGAGGAACCUUGUUGAAGUACUUAUAGGAAAAAGGUUCGCAAUUUCUUUUUCGGAUUUACUUGCAAGUGUUAGAUUUCCUCUCCCCCCUUAAAAAAAAAAAGCCAUUCUCCUUCAUUGUAUUUUGGUAGGUUCUGUUCCCUUCCCCCUCCCACGAGGCCUUCCUGAAAAACCGCUAAACUAGCCUUAAGAAUAUGCCAAGGGCUAAAAGGAGAUGGUGUGAUUAUAGAUAGAUAUAUAUGAUCUAUCUAUAUAUAUAUAGUCUAUCCUUAUCAUCGAUCUCCCGAAUUUUCAUAAUGGACCAGAAGACAAUAAUUAUGUGCAAGGGAGUUGUGAUGAUGACGUCAACGCCAAGGUAAAUGAAGUCGAUGGUCGCCCCUGACCUCUGACCUUAAUGUGAAAUUACUUUUUUAAAAAGAGGACUGCAUUUUUCCUCCCGUCUUCUCCGAAACCGAUCCCCAUUGAGCUUAAACCGGAGUCAGGGGGUCUCAGUUUGGAAAACCUGCCGUUCCAGGCUUAAGCAAAGUCCAUUUAGGGGAGUAUACACUGUAGAAACGAGUUCGAAAUUCGUCCCAAGUCCACCUGUUUAGAAUGGGGCGGUUGUUAGGUUUAUAAAUAAUCUAUUUGAAACAAACCAACCCCAAAAUGCAUUGUGAUUAGGUAGCCCACCUCCCACACGUUUUCUGCAGGUAGUCGGGGGAAAUAAUCGGUUGCUUUAUGUACAGUCAAUGGAGUCAGAUUUCCUGCAGUAGUGAAAGGCAAGAUCCGACCAAAGUUAGUUCGACUAAGUGUUGUGUCGGUUUGCUGCCAUGUAUGCUGGAUUAUUGGAACCAAACGUGGUUUUUUUAGUGCUUUAAAUUUUGGCCGGAUCCUGCCUGCAAUUUUUUUGGGGGUGCGUGUGUGUGUGCGCGUGUGUGAAGUAGAAUUGGUGGUGUUGGGUUGCUCGCUGUUGCACGCAGUCUGCAAGCGAGGCUUAACACGUAAGCUCUUUUCUAUUAUUGUCGUACUAAGAGCUAGGGCACCUCACGCGCUGGGCUGAAUUCUCAACUUAGUACAGUGGCCUGGAGUUCCGGGGUUUUUAAACCGACUGUGCCUAAUAUGUUUAGUUUGUAUAAAGGUGUGUAUAAAUCGAUGCGUAUUUUUAUAUAAAUAACGGGACGUUCUGUUAACUCUUCUGUUUUGUUUCCUCCUCCACAAUCACAAAAAAGCAUUCGCUUUUAACCCUUCCUGGGAACGGAAAGGCUUCUGCUCAGAGGAGUGGGAGCUGGGGUUUGGUAGCUUUUGUCAACUACAGUACAUGAAACGGGUGUUAGUGAAAGAAGCAAUAAAUGACAAAAAAAUAGGUUAUGUUUUUAAAAGAGUCCUAGUACGUUAAGUAGUCCCAAGAGUUUGGUGUUUUAUUUCCUCUCCCGGUUGCAACAAGAGAGUGCACAUAAUCGAGCAAAAAUUCCAGGCGCCGCGGAGGAGAUACAAUGGCGAAGUAUCUCUUUUUCCAAGUGGGUUGUUGCGUAGCAGCAGAUUUGCGCAAAACCUCAAAAAGGGGAACUCGUUUGGCGCCCGCCUGGUUAGAGGCGAAAAGUUUGCUGUGGAGUGAAUCUGAAUCCGACUCCCUGUUGUCGGUCUCCUUUCUUUAGGUUCGGGUAGGAAACGAAAGCUCUGAGACCCACACUCCUUCCUGCUGCUCCCAUACUUAAACUGAGACCUUGUGCUUCGCUCUACUUUGCUUUGGGAUAUAUGCAGAUCUUUAACUCACGGGCUGAUAGCGUAGUUGAGGAAAGCGCCAGCGACAG
Molecule: messenger RNA, 4665 nt
Organism: Podarcis lilfordi (Lilford's wall lizard)
Lineage: Eukaryota; Metazoa; Chordata; Lepidosauria; Squamata; Lacertidae
Source: the annotation of a GenBank genome assembly